This is a messenger RNA of Cooperia oncophora, 456 nucleotides long. NCBI's taxonomy places the organism in Eukaryota, Metazoa, Nematoda, Chromadorea, Rhabditida, Trichostrongylidae. The record is from the annotation of a GenBank genome assembly.
AUGCUGGACGACACUAUGUACGAUAUUUACGAAUUACGCAAUAGUGCACGGUCGAAAAAAGCUGCUGCUGUAGCCUUAGCACAAACACAGACCUUGUCGAACGAGUCCACAAACCCACCCGGCAAAUGUUAUCAAGCGGGAAAGUUCUCAACGGAAAGUAUUGAUACCGUUAAUGAUGAAGAUUUUGCUGAACCGACCGCGGAGAACUUCAUGUGGAAUCUCACCGAUAUCGAAUAUGUCACUCAUGAUAUGAUAAGAACAAUCAGUCUCACUAAAGAUCUGCCGCUACCGAUUGCCAUCGAGCAUCAUCCGCCGGAUUUUUACCUGACCGCCGAUGCGGACAAGUUGGAAAAGCAACAACAUUAUGGUUGGCAGUCGUUACAAGCGAACACGUUCCUCUCGAAUGUUUUUGUGUUUGCCGGACAGAAAAGGAAAAGGAGCAUACACCAACCUUAA